ACCCCUUCAUUCUCAAUGGGGCAGGAAUGGAUGCGGAGAGCCCGAUCUUCCGGUCCGCAGCUCUGGGAAACAAUAGAACAUGUCUUAUUCUUGUCUGCAAUCGCGGACAAUAGGCAGUUCUAUGGGGGCGCCGGCCGGGUGUGGGAAUGGACCCAUAAAGGUAAUACAAACGGAUCCCUUCUGAACGGAUCCGCACAAAACGCGAGUGUGAAAGUCGCCUCAGCCUGUUGUGUAAUAGCUGUGCCCGGGGCGGGGGGCGGAGUGCUCUGCUCCUCCCAGCGACUCCUUCCAGCAGCCGCCUCCUGCUCAGACCAGAACUUCCAGCUGCCCCCAGACACAUUCCUCAGCUGCGGCCAGGUUGCAUACAAUGGCCUCUCUGUGCUGGACCCUUUGUCCUCCUCUGGGGUGAGCGUGGACCCUACUGUGGAUUGUCUUCUCCAAACCUCCCUGAUGGGGCCUUUCGGUGCGAUCCUCGUCAUCAUCCUCUGGGCCUCCUUGGCCUCUACGUGGCAGUGUCCAGACAUACCCUUCCAGUCUCUGGAUCGUGACGUCCAAUAUGAGCUGCCUCGCUUCACCGCUCCAGGCACCAUCCAAAACGUGGCCGCCAGGGAAGACGAAGGCUCCUUACUGUUCCUUACGACUACCAACCGCCUGCACGUGGUGAGAAGCUCCGACCUCCACCACCUGCAGGAUCUCAUCACCGGCCCCACCCAGAACUCGGGGUGCGCGCUCUGCUCCGGGUGCAUGAUGGGUAGUGCCCUCCCGAAGCAGGGGCAGAACACGGACAGCGAGGUGCUGGUGGUGGAUCCGGAGGAGAGCUUCCUGUACAGCUGCAGCUCCUCUUUCCACGGACUUUGCUUUGUACAUGAGUUCAAUGACUCUGCGAUCGUGAAAUCUUCCUGUCUGUUCCGGGAGCAGGGGAACGCCCCGUCGUUGUGCCCAGACUGUAUCGCCAGCCCCCGGGGCACCAUGGUCACCGUGGUACAGUACAGGCGGCACGUCUACUUCUAUGUGGCAUCUUCUGUGGAUUCUAAUGUGACAAAGGAUUACGGCACCACCUCGCUGUCCAUCCGGCGGCUCCUCACUUCUCAGGACGGGUUUUCCGGUGAUUUCCACUCGCUGACGGUCAUCCCGCCGUUCCUGGACACUUACCUCAUCCGCUACGUUUACACCUUCAGCACCGCAGGUUACGUCUACUUCUUGACUGUGCAGCGAGAAAGCCUAGAGUCCCGAACCUAUCAGAGCCGACUUGUGCGCCUCAGCGCCGAAGAGCAAGACCUGAAGAGCUAUCGGGAGCUGGUUCUGGACUGUCGUGUGGAGGAGAAGCGGCGUCGCAGGUCAGAACCCAGAACCUUCAAUGUCCUGCAGGCGGCCCACGUCGUGGGGGUGGGGAAGGACCUGGCCACGGAGCUGGACCUGCAGCCCGACGACCUCGUGCUCUUUGCUGCAUUUGCUCAGAGCGAAACAAACAGCGAAAAACCCCUCAGAAAAUCAGCGGUGUGCGCCUUCCCGCUGCGGCUCAUCGAGCGCUCCAUCCAGGAGGGAAUGAAGAAAUGCUGCAGCAUCGAGUACACGGAGAGACUGUCCCGAGGCCUCCGCUACUACCAGGACAACCACUACUGCCCGCAAAACGUGAGUGACUCUGCCCCGGUCCCUGACCGCAGUUGCUGGGCUGUUCCGACGCUGGUGACUCCGCCGUUGGCUCGCCUGGAUCUGUUUAAUGGACGUUUGAACGGGACGCUCCUGACCGCCUUGUUUGUCACCACCAAUGACAGUAUCACCGUCGGUCACCUCGGCACCUCGGACGGCCGCAUGCUGCAGGUCAUCCUGCAGCGUAACAGUAAACCGCUGUUCCUGUCCAACUUCUCGCUGAGCGCCAGUCACCCGGUGUCACGUGACGUCACCCGCAUCGGGGACGACCUCCUUUUCAUCACUGGGGACCAGGUGACCAAGGUCAGCGUCAGGGGCCCCGGCUGCCGCCACCUCCUCAGCUGUAGCCGCUGCCUGCGGGCCCCUCGCUUCAUGGGCUGCGGAUGGUGUAACAAUGGCUGCUCUCGAAGGGAGGAUUGUGAAGGAGGAUGGAACCAGGACACCUGCCCCCCUAUAAUCACUGACUUUUAUCCCCGUGUGGCUCCUCUGCGCGGUCGGACAAACAUCACCAUUUGCGGCAGAGAUUUCCAGUCUCACAAGGUCUUUUAUGGGCCCCCCAAUUCACAGAUCAUGGCGCAGACUCACCAGGUGUUUGUGGGGCAGCGGCCGUGCUCUGUGGACCCACUAAAGAGCAGCAGCAGAAGCCUGGUGUGCACGUUACAGACACAGGGGCCGCCGGAUGCCGCCUCUCCCGCUGACAUCACCGUAACAAUUAGAGAAAAUCUGAACAACGUGGCCUAUUCCGUGGAUGGCAGUGCCACAGUCAGCGGGUUCAGCUACGUGGAGCCGCUGCUGACGUCCGUGUCUCCGUCUUUUGGACCUGUGGCUGGAGGGUCUCGUCUCACUCUGAAGGGCCAGAACCUGAGUGCGGUGGAGAAUCGGCGCGUCUAUAUCGGAGACGCGGAGUGCACCGUGUACAGCCAGUCGUGUCCAGCAAGUGACCUGUGCUGUGUGUCCCCUCCCGUCUCCUUCCUGGGACCCACAGACAUCAUCCUAUGGUUGGACGGAGCUCAGACUCCUCACCCUCAGUCCUUCACCUACAAGCCAAACCCAAUCGUCAGUAGUAUCCAACCCAACUGCAGCCUAUCCCGGGGAAGCUCUCUGACCAUUCAGGGCUCGAACCUGGAUUCUGUGUCCAGUAUAACGGUCUGGUAUCAGGGCAGGAAGCAGGUGUGUGACCAGGCCUUCACCCCCAGUCGCGUCCUCUGCAGCACCCCCUCCACCUUGGAUGAGAAGACGCCCACCCGGCGGUUCGGGGUGCUGGGUCUGCAGCUGGACGGCUACUCCUAUAACUACUCCGGGAACUUCCCCUCCUUUAAUUACACCAUUUACCCGUUUGAAAAUGACAACCGUUUCCAACUGAAAAAGGGGGACAACGAGAUCGAGGCGCACCACAUCUUCCUGGCUCGACUGAACGGCUGCCUCAAUGUCUCCAUGACGGUGGACGGCCGGGAGUGCUACCCCAAAGUCCUGGAGAAUGAGAUCACCUGCAGGAUCCCAAAAGAUGUGGUCAUCCCCUCAGAGGGGGCAGUCGUCCAGGUUUGUGUUGACGGUUUUUGCACGGAUUUGGGUCACGUGGUUGUGGUCACUCUGCUGGAGCCGGUCCUGGGAAUUGCGCUGGGGACAGUCGCCUCCAUAGUGGUCGUCGCCGUUUUAAUUUUCCUUCUACUAAAGGAAAGAAAAAAAGGAAAGAAGAAAGUAGCGGAAAACCUGGAACUGCUGGCAAAUAACCGAGAAGUGGUCGCCUCUCCGAUCGCCUUCCCUCAUGGGGACUACAGGGGGUCCUAUAUCCCCAGCAGCAGUUCCGGUGGUGUGUCACUCCGCGGGGGCCUGUAUUCUGGGGGCAGCGUCGGAUCCGUACCCAUCCUACUCACCAGUCUCCUUGAUAACCUGAGGCCGGAGCUGCUGGAUGAAGUGAAGGACGUCCUGAUCCCCGAGAGCCGCCUGAUCACACACCGCGACCGGAUAAUAGGGAAAGGUCAUUUUGGAAGCGUUUACCAUGGAAUGUACACAGACGAGGACGGCCACGAGCUGCACUGCGCUGUCAAGUCCCUCAACAGGAUCACGGAUGUGGAAGAGGUGGAGGAGUUUCUCCGGGAGGGGAUCCUGAUGAAGGGCUUUCAUCACCCCCACGUCCUGUCCCUCAUCGGAAUCUUUCUGCCGCGGGAGGGGCUCCCCCUGGUAGUCCUCCCGUACAUGUCCCACGGGGACCUGAGACACUUCAUCCGCAGCGAGGACCGGAACCCCACGGUGAAGGAUCUGGUCGGCUUCGGUCUGCAGGUCUCCCGGGGAAUGGAGUAUUUGGCGCAGAUGAAGUUCGUGCACAGAGACCUGGCCGCCCGAAACUGCAUGCUCGAUGAGGCGUAUAAGGUGAAGGUGGCGGAUUUCGGCCUCGCUCGGGAUGUGUUUGAUAAGGAAUAUUACAGCGUCCGACGUCAUAAAAACGCGCGUCUGCCGGUGAAGUGGAUGGCACUGGAGAGUCUACAGACCCAGAAAUUCACCACCAAGAGCGAUGUGUGGUCUUUUGGGGUGCUGCUGUGGGAGCUGAUGACACGAGGAGCCCCCCCAUAUCCAGAUGUGGAUCCAUAUGAUAUUACCCGAUACCUGUACAGGGGGAGACGUCUCCCACAACCAGAGUACUGCCCGGACCCCCUCUACACCCUGAUGCUGCAGUGCUGGAAUCCGCAUCCCGAGGAACGGCCGAGCUUCACCCAGCUGGUUGGUGACAUGGAGGUGAUCUCUAGCUCCCUGUGGGGCGACCACUACAUUAAUCUUAAUGUCACUUACAUCAACCUGGAACGCGACCAGUUCUACCCACCGGCGCCACCUGGCUCUGAGGAUGAGCUGCAGAACUUCAUUACUGACGAGGAGGAGGAUGAAGAGGAUGAGGCAAAUGGAAUGAUGUGAGCGUCAGGUGACGGGUCAGGAGGACGCUUCUCGUAGGACUCUCAGCAGAGCGGCGAGGCUUCAUCUACAGCAGAGUGAGUCCUCCUGCAGCUGCACUGACACACUGUUACUACUGCGCCUCAGUGAAACAGCUGGAGGUCCGGACAUUCAGACGAGAUGCACAAAGAAACUGCACUGUAAAGUUUGGAUGCAUCUUGUGUCACAGCAAAGUGCGGAGUCCGCUGCGCCUCGUGCCUCAGGAGCUUCUAAUGGACGGACACCGGUACCAUGUUCUGCGGGGGAGGGACCUUCGCCCUGAGAAAUAUUUUCUAUUGUUUUUUUUACUUUCUGAACCUCCAUAAUUCUAAUGUACAGCAGGCGAUUACUUACACUGUGACCGCAGGGCCCAUUGUGGGGGCGAUACUUGAAGAGCACAGGGUCAUACCCUCCAUGUAUAUAUCGCUACCAAGAGAAAUAUUUUUAUACAAAGAUUUGGGAAAAGAAACUUCUCGCCAAGUGAGGACUGUAAAUAAAGGAAAUUUACUUUCUUAUC
This is a messenger RNA of Bufo gargarizans (Asiatic toad), 5089 nucleotides long. RefSeq names its product macrophage stimulating 1 receptor (gene MST1R). Gene Ontology annotation, cellular component: membrane; signaling receptor complex. The record is from RefSeq and is a predicted model, not a curated record. Gene Ontology annotation, molecular function: ATP binding; transmembrane receptor protein tyrosine kinase activity; protein binding. Gene Ontology annotation, biological process: phagocytosis; multicellular organism development; positive regulation of kinase activity. The transcript has 22 exons. The coding region runs from base 16 to 4557 and encodes 1513 amino acids. NCBI's taxonomy places the organism in Eukaryota, Metazoa, Chordata, Amphibia, Anura, Bufonidae.